CCCUGCGACUGACUGGCGACCAGUUCAGAGUGUAGUCCGCCUUUCGCAAUAAGAACGUGUGUGAUUUUGAAAAGAACCGGAAGUAGUACAUUGUUAGCAUUGCAUUGUUGCCAACCUGACAGCGGUAGUGGUCUAUGUGAUGGAGAGUGCAUUGAGAAGCGUUCUUCCCAGAGGGGUGGGGGGAUACAAACGCACACCCUCCACCUGCUAUUCCUGUUUGGACCAUGAGGGUCGGCUACUACAAUAGUCCGCCGCCUUGUUUAUGCGCUUUUUCAUUCAUUGAAUACUGAAGCGGGAUUAUGCGAGGACUCAACGCUCCCUAACAUCUGUUUUUUUGUUUAGCUAGUUGAGACUCGCUAACAUCCUCGACAAGCGGGCUUCAUCUAAAUCCAUCUUCCAAGAGCAGAGACCGAACAAAUACAAUACGCAUUUAGAUUCAGAGUCUGGUGACGAGUCGACGACAAGCGACUGGGUGCGUGAAGCGGGCUGACUCGGGAGCAAAUUCAAGAGACCGGCUGAAGAAAACACCUUUGGGUGAUUUAUAAUCCCCCCCCACCCCUAAAAAAACAAAUCAUCCCUGGAGGAGCAUCUGCUACAGUAAGAUUCUCCAUGGAAGAAAAAUCUUGCCUCCUAUCAGAUGUGGUUGGAUUCCAAAACACACAGAUGAUCAGAAAUGGAAUGAACAAUUUCCUCCUUACUUGAAAUCUGUGUGUCGUCCAGGUUAGACACAAACGUUCCAAAAAUUACAAAUGACUUGGUGUGGGGAGUGAGUUCAGCAGUCUUUCAAGGGCAUCCAAUUCACGAACUGGAGCUACCAGUGAGCAUAAAAGGUACCGCUGCAGUGGUGCUGCCUUUCAAAGGCAGCUUAGCAGGUUAGCAUCAACGGUCUUCCUUGCAAGUGUAUCCCUGCCAGCCACACAUUCACACAAUUCAAUCAAUGCAACCGGCAGACGGUGCACUAACCCUAGCGCGCACACAUUCGAUCAAAGGCACAAAGUCGCACGCGUCCACAUGUAUACAGUCUGUGGCUAGCAGGACAGAUGCUACACCCACCCUCCCGCCUAUGGUCCCCUCAAAGCCAGCUGGGGAGAAGAUGAGAUUUAGGAUUUAUUGGUUCGGUCGUCUUUUUUUUUCUCCAUCGUACCCUCGCCGCCUCACUCCCCCCGGCCUGGCCCUGUCACCCUGCGGCCAAGUCCUUCCUUUAAACAUCAUCAUGGGUUCUCUCUUUUAUAAAUAAACCACAAAAAUCCUUGAAUUGAGUCUUACGGACUAGUUUCUGGACUUUACUGCAAUCAGAACUCUGCAAUUACAUUACUGACAUCCGAAUGGUGUUUACUGGAGGUUUAUCUUUACCCCAAGAACGUUUGUGUCUCAAACCCCAGAGCAGGAUCACCACAAUUGCUAAUUCUCCAAGCAGAGAUGCUUGUGUGAAGCACUGAAAGAAAAGAGUGAACGAGGAAAACAGGCAUAAGCAGUCAGUAAGUACAAUGGAAGCAAGUAGGGCAGGAGUAAAUAAAGAGGAGCAAGAUGACGACAAGGUAAUAUUUGUCUAGAAUGGCACGAGAUGUGACAGAAUACCCUUCAGGCUGGACCUCCUCCCUUUUACUGCCCCUCCUCCUGCAUUCAUCUCUCCCUCUCUCUCUGCUGCGCUCAACUCGAGUGCAAGCUAUCCUGGGCGCUGACUACAGUGCAACGAAAGACACGGGGAAAGAGAAAGCAGAGUGCUUGAGCCGAGCCUGCACAGCUGGUAGAGAGGAGUACGACGACGACGACCUGCUGCAUCUACCCUCGCUCGUCGCUGGAUUGGCAUUGAAAGGAAGAAAAAAGGAAUGCAACGAGAGGGAUGGACAUAAAGAAAUGAGAGGACAUGAGGGGACGUCAGGGUAAAGAUAAGGAUACGAAAGCUGAUGUAGCGUCAGUGGAAAAGAAAAGGAAUAUCUCAGACCGCAGCUGUGUGUAAUUCAACGGCAACUUCAUUGUGUGAGGCAAGCACAUAUUUGUGGAGGGGCAAGCGUAGGAAGAUCACCAAGUGCACAGCUUGUGUGGGACAAAUAGACUUUGACGCUUUGUCUUGUGUGUAUUUACUUAAAUGAUAGUGUGUGCAACCUCGUAGUCCGCAGCGAUAAACGGGAGGUUGGCCCAAUCAGGCUCACCAGGCCUUGGUGGCUGGUACGGGCAAGAACCAUAGGAAAAGCAUAGGAGGGGUACAGUGGCAGGCCCAGGGGUGGGGGCAUGGCCAUGGGGGGCCCGCAUCCCUUCCUCCGCCCUGCACCGGGACAGGCGCUGGGGGUUUUGGGGUGGGGGUCCUUUCAGGGGUGCACCAAGACUCUCAGAGCUCAGGCCUUGGCUAGGUAGAGCAGCCCCUGGGAUGGGGGGCUCAGGUAGUGUGGAAGGUUGCGGAGCGGAGAAAGCAAGGCGGGCAAGAUGUCCUCGAAGAGUCUGGGUUAUACUUGGCUCGCUGGUUCUCGUCUUUCUCACCUCGCUCUUCUUCUCCAUCUCAUUACGGGGUGGAGUCAGCUUCAAUUACCUGGAACCGCCCGGCUGGGAGGAUUCUCGGCGGGUGAAGCUGGUGCCCAGCUACGUAGGCUCAUACAGACAGCCCCCCUCUGAUUCUCAGCAACAGCAAACAUGCGCCUGCCCUCGUUGUGUGGGAGAUCCCGGUGUCUCGGAUUGGUUUGAUGACAACUACGACCCAGAUAUCUCACCUGUUUGGACCAGAGACAACAUCCAGCUGUCCUCUGAUGUCUACUACUGGUGGGUGAUGUUGCAGCCCCAGUUUAAACCCCACAGCAUCCAGCAGGCGCUGCUUAAGUUGUUCCAGGUUAUUCCUGGACGAUCCCCGUAUGGCUCAUGGGAUCCGGGACGAUGCCUACGGUGCGCCGUAGUGGGGAAUUCUGGAAACCUGCGCGGGGCUGGAUACGGGGCGACCAUAGACGGACACAACUACAUCAUGAGGAUAAACUUGGCCCCCACGGUGGGCUACGAGGAAGAUGCCGGCAGCCGCGCCACUCACCACUUCAUGUAUCCCGAGAGCGCCAAGAACCUGGCGGCCAACGUCAGCUUUGUCCUCGUUCCUUUUAAAACACUGGAUCUCGUUUGGAUCACCAGCGCGCUGUCUACCGGCCAGAUCCGAUUCACCUACGCGCCAGUGAAGCAGUUUCUCCGUGUGGAUAAAGAUAAGGUCCAAAUCUUCAACCCAGCAUUCUUCAAAUACAUUCACGAUCACUGGACGAGGCAUCAUGGUCGCUACCCAUCCACAGGCAUGCUAGUGCUCUUCUUCGCCCUGCACGUCUGCGAUGAGGUAAACGUGUUUGGAUUCGGGGCAGAUGGCCGUGGAAACUGGCACCACUACUGGGAGCAGAACCGCUACGCUGGAGAGUUUCGAAAGACGGGGGUCCACGAUGCAGAUUUUGAAGCUCAGAUCAUUCAACGACUGUCUGAGGCUGGAAAAAUCACUGUCUACCCAGGGAAAUAAAUCAACUCCGGGAAACAGGUUCAGCCAGAGAUAGUGUGUUAAGUUUGGGUUUUUCAUCCAAUGGCCAAGUCCUCCUAAAAGGGAUACGAAAAGGUCAUUGAUGUGUCCCAUCACAUCACAUUCAAGCCCUCUAGCUAGUAACUAAAUGUUUGGAUGUGGACCGGCGCCGAAAAUGUGGCAACAUAUCAAUCCGAGUGAGGUUCCGCUCACACGGUGAUGGGGAGGGGAGGGGAGGGGAGGGGAGGGCCUCAGGGUUUCACCUCUUAUGCUAAGAGCUGAGACUCAUAUUCACAAACUUCCAACUCAGGAGUGAAAACUAACAGUGACGAUGAGCGGUACCGAGCUUGGCAUUGAGAGCGCUCGAGAGGGAAUCGUCACAUUCUCUCACGUACUCUAUCAAUCUAAUCCACCACCUUUUUUAGUGAUACACAUUGCCUUGGGCAGGAAACGGCACCAUCAGCAGUCUUGAGGACCUCUUUGUUUCCAAUAGCAACAAACUACGGAGCUCUGGAUGUUGACCGACACACAGUGCAACACUGUAGGCGUGCAGACAGACAGACAGACAGACAGUAGUGACUCACCGCACACCAACUGAAGCGCUCGGCGAGAUUUUCCAUUUCUAACAUAAAGAUCUCAUCACGAGAGGCAUUCCCCGUUGUGGUAAGGAAACAGUUCUUCUUGAAUCCCUUACAGGGAUGACUGCUGUGUCGCGGAAGAAAGUUUCAGUAGGUGAUUAGUGGGAGUCGAUGGAACGAUUCUCCUGGAAUCCCCACACAGUGACUGCACGUUUGGACGGCUGCACGCUGGACUCAAAUCAGAUGUUUAAUCAUCCCCGUGUGCCGUGUCCCGGUCUAAUUUAAGAGCCAAAGCGCGACAAAGCCGGCGGGGCGCGCGCCAUUUGGUCCGGGUCUGUGUGGUAUUGCAAGUUCUGCUGCGAUGUAAGGCUCUCGGCGAGCUGUGCUGCAUUUGAUGUUUGACAGAUGUUUGCAAACACUCCAAAACCUACUGAUUAGUGCCCGUGUGAUUGGUGGAAGAACGCUGGAAACCACAUGGAUGUGAGAUCAUUGAACACGAUAGCUUCAUCUACUGCUCGUCCUGGUAAACUUUCGCUGUCUGUUCGAGGAGUACAGCGCCACCACACGCCUUAGAAAUCACCAAUCCCUUCCGUUUGUCAUGACUAUGUCAUAUUCACUGCUGCAGAAUGUUUUAAUUUGAUUGUGUUCUAUAGUUUGCAACUGUUGCUGCACCCUCAAAGGACGUUCACUUUAUCGCUGCCUUGGUGAUCCCUAAAAUAUUUCGAUUUUGAGGAAAGAAAUAUGCUGCGAGUGGCUGGCGACCAGUUCGCCCAGGGUCAGCUGGGAUAGGCUACAGUAGGCCUGCGACCUUCGUGAGGGUAACGGAUGGAAGGAAAGAAGUAUCACAUUAAGGGUACAUUUGGGGGAAUUCUUUCAUUUUUUGUUGAGGAGCUACAGAAAAAAGGAUGAAUAGAACUCUCGUAACUGUCUGUUCAAUUUAUAAGCCUAACCCCAAAGAACGUUUCCCUGCAAACUGAAGUUACCUGCCCACAGUGUUCAAAUGAUGAUGCGUGUUUGGGCUUUAGAUUUGUAGUUGGAAUACAAACAUAAGAAUGGUAUAAAUCACAGAUACUCACCAGGCACUUUGUUCGGCCCACCAUCACAACUAAAUGCAAUGCAAUGCAAUACAGAAGCUACAUUAACAUUGUGACUAUAUAAGACAAAAUGUUGCCAACAUGUUAAAAGCAGCUUUCAGUAUGAUGCAGUGCAGUUCUACUCACUACAACCACAAUAUCAACAUAUUGUUGAAGGAAUACAUGACUGGCUGGUGAGUGUCGAUAUUGAACUCAUUUCCACAAUGAACACAAAACUAUCAUGAAUGGCAUGCCUAAAAAAAGGAAAUAAUGUUUGGACUUGAUAUAUGGCCCCCCGAGUAUAUGAAUAGUUAGGUUAGAGGCUGAUGAGAACGUUUGAGAUGAUUUGACCGAGAGGAGAAAACAACACAUAAGAAGACUCCUUUUGAAAUAAUGAGAAUAAGUCCAAUAAUUGAAGAGAAUAGGAGAUCAUGUUGCUUUGCUAGCAGAUUUUAAGGCCUACCAAAAAAAAGCUCCAAAAUGUAUCAGAAAAGUUCCAGCUCAUAGCUCUCAGCAUGUCCCUGUGGUGGUGGUGCUACUUCCGCUUCAUUUCUCAAAGAUAAUGAUGAUCUUUUAGAGCAGCUUUGGGCAAAGUCUGGCCUGUGGGCUACGUACGGCCCAUCCAGCAUUUGCAUAUUUUACAUCAUCGGCAAUUGCACAAGCUAAUACAAAUAUAUGCCUUCAAUUGAUUCUUCUCAUUAAGUAAUUGGUUGUCUGAUUUAUCGUAAAUAUUUAAAAGAUAGUAGUUCUACGUAUUUAAUCUUGAAUAGUUGUUUAAUUAAUUACAGUUCAAUAAUUAUAAAUAAGGCCAGUUCUUUGUUUUCCUUUUGGCUAAAAAUCAGAAUUAUUUGAAUGUUAAAAAAAAAGCUGUAUUGAAUACACUAUGUAUUUUUUUUUUUUUUUUUUAAAUGUUAAAAACACAUUUUCAUAAUUUUUUGUUUUAUUUUUUUUUAAUCUCAUCUACGGAUGGCCAGGCCUAUCUGUCCCUCUUAAAACAAAAUCUAAUUUCCCAACCCCGUUUUAAGCUGUAGCAUAUAUUUGUUUCCAUUUGCUGGCGAAGGAAGAAGUACUUGUUGUCAUAGCGAUGAGAGCUGAGGAGCCUGACUGCGCCCAACCGGUCAUCAGAAGAACUCUCCCUCCUCUGCUAAUAUCAGCUCUGUGUGCACAUGCUUGUCUUUUAUCUUUCUGUCCGUCAAUUCUCAUCAUCUUUGCACAUGACAGCUUUUACAAAUUGUAUUGGAUUUUUCGGGACAAGAGUGCUUGAAUGAGUGCGAGCACUUUUCGCUGACUGCUGUAUGUUUGCUGGCUGUGAGCUGUGCCUUCUGAGUUGGAUACAGUCAGCACAUACAAAAACAUUCACCUCUGACAACUUCUUUUUUUUAAAGUUAGCCACAGGACAAAAAGAAGAGGUUUUAGGCUAGCGAUAUGUGUAAUUCAUUGCCACCUUUUAUUGGAAUUGCGUGCAUUUACGAUGUGACAGGAACAAUACUUACCUUGUUUUACAUAUCAUAUAUAUUUGUCCACUAGUGACUCAAUAAACAAUAUGACAUAUUCAAGGACCAGGCAUGCCUUUUAUUUCUUGCUAAUAUCAAUAUACAGUGGAUGUUAAAAGUCAACACUCCCCUACUAAAAAAUCUGAGACUAAAAAACCUAAUAGGCUUCAUACACACUUUGUUUUUUUUUUUUAUGUUUAACAAAUUUCAUGGAAGAAAGAUAUGUGGUUGCCCAAGUAUUCGUUUUCAAGUUACAGUGAAUUACUUUGACUAAUGUCUUCUUUCGGUUAUGAGCAUGGCACAUACUUGGUAAUAAUUAUUAUUAUUAUCAUUAUUUAUUUGCUCCAAAUGCAAAAUAUUUGCACGAUCUUGAGGGCUUCACUUGCCUACAGAAUUGCAAGUCGAAUUAAGUUCAGGCUCUGGCAAAACUAGUCCAUUUAGUUGUCCCGUGUCUCGGUCAUUUUGGACUACCAGUAUGCCCAAAAUCUUUUCAAAGAUUGAAAAGUUUUAAUCUUGUCUGCAGAUUUGGAGGGAUAGAUAUCCUCGGCCUUAGUAACUCCUUUUAGCAAACUUCUUACUCAUAAUGUUUUUUUUUAUGGUUUUGCUUUAUUAGUUAUUUUAAAGUUACACCAAAACACAACGGGUUAGUCGAGUAGAAAUGGGCGAUGGCUCAUCUUUCAUCCUUCCUGCACACUCAGUCUUGCACUGUACUUGUUAUCACUCUUUGUAUCUUCGGCUGUAAAAAUAAAAGCUUCUUGAAAUUUC
Messenger RNA from Phyllopteryx taeniolatus (common seadragon), 7381 nucleotides. It is a transcript of the gene st3gal2, whose product is annotated as ST3 beta-galactoside alpha-2,3-sialyltransferase 2. The record is from RefSeq and is a predicted model, not a curated record. The transcript has 8 exons. The coding region runs from base 2369 to 3475 and encodes 368 amino acids. NCBI's taxonomy places the organism in Eukaryota, Metazoa, Chordata, Actinopteri, Syngnathiformes, Syngnathidae. Gene Ontology annotation, molecular function: beta-galactoside (CMP) alpha-2,3-sialyltransferase activity.